Molecule: messenger RNA, 2022 nt
Organism: Plasmodium gaboni
Lineage: Eukaryota; Apicomplexa; Aconoidasida; Haemosporida; Plasmodiidae
Product: putative alpha/beta hydrolase
Exons: 2
Coding region: 1-2022 (673 amino acids)
Cellular component (GO): membrane
Molecular function (GO): lipase activity
Source: RefSeq, a predicted model, not a curated record
AUGGCAACGUAUUUUUGGAUAACAUUUCAAAUAAUUAUUUUUGUAGUAUUAUACAAAACAUUAAAGAGCUUGAUAUAUGACAAUAAGGAGCAUUCAAUAAAACGUUAUUUAGGUAGUAGGAAUACCGAGAAAGAUAAAUUUGAUGAUUCAAAUGAAUAUAAUUACAAUAAGAAAACAGAUGUUACACUUUGUGAAAAUAACAAUGAAAGUAAUUUAUAUGAAUUAAAUGAAUUUAUUAAAAAUAUACAAUGUGAUAAGGAUAAAAUUUUAAAUGAUCAAAAUAAUAAUAUACUAGAAAAAGUAAUUCGUAAAAAAGAAUAUCAGAUUGUUUAUGAUGAUAAUAAUCCAGAUAUAGAUUUUUUUACCAACAAUAAAAAUUUAAAAAUAGCUAGAUAUACAUGGAAGGCUAAAACAGAAAAACCCAAAGCAUAUAUUUUUGCAUUACAUGGCAUUAGAUCACAUUUACGUAAUCAAUAUUUGAUUUAUUAUGGUAGACCUAUAUGGGUAAAUGAAAAUGAAGAGAUAAACGAAGAAUACUGUAUAAAUGAUAAUAUGGAAAUGGACGUUUGUGAAUCGAAUAAUAUAUUUGAAAUAGAAGAAAAUAAUAUUUGUGAUAAAAAGGUGGACGAUAACUUAAUUUCUAGAGAUAAUUUGUCAAGUGAUAUAAAGGAUAAGAAUAAUAAUAAUAAUGAAAAUGAUAUUAGAAAACUCCUUGAUGACGAUAAUGUUUUAUUACAUGAUGAAAAUGAAAAUGAUUAUGAUAUUUAUAGGAACUUAUAUUAUUGUUCGAAAUGUGGUCUUUGUAAUUAUUGUGAUUGUGGUAAAAGAACUUUAUCUUAUGAAAAUAGUUGGGUACAGUCAUUGAAUGAAAAUGGAUAUACGUUUUGUGGAAUUGAUAUUCAAUCACAUGGGUUAUCAGAUGCAUCAAGAAAUGAACGAUGUUUUGUUGAAAAGUUUGAUAAUUUUGUUACUGAUGCUGUUCAGGCAUUAGAAAUAUUUAUAAAUGAAUGGGAAAUGAAAAAUGAAUUAAGGCCCAUAAUACUGUUAGGUUCAUCUAUGGGGGGAUGUAUUACUAUAAAAAUGUUUGAACAUUUAUAUGAAAAAAAUAAGGAAUGGAAAAAAUAUAUUAAAGGUUUAGCACUUGUAUCACCCAUGAUUUGUGUUGACAACGAAAAGAAAUCAUUACGAAAUCGAAUUAUGGUAGGGCUAGGAUCUAUUCUUAGAAAAAUUAUACCUCUUUAUAAAUUAAAAUUUUAUAAUAUAAAAAGAAAAUAUCAUUGGAUUACAUUGGAUGAUAUUAUGGAUCCUUAUUAUUAUUACGAUGAUUUAAAAGGUGGUAUUGCAUUAGAAUGUGUAUUAGGUGCUGAUUCAUGUAUGACAGAUAAGAUAUUAAAUUAUAUAGAUGAAAGCGAUAUAGAUAUUAUAAUAUUUCAAUCAAAAUUUGAUCGCAUAGUAGACCCAAUUGGAUCUUUAAAAUUUGUGAAUAAGAUGGUUAAUAUAUAUAACAAAAAAGAUGAAGAAAAAAAUUUAAAUAUUAAUAAAGAUAAUAAUAAUAAUAAGAAAAAAAAGGUAUCAUUAAAUUGUUUUAAUGGUGAUAAUUAUGAGAGUGAUGAUUGUGAUGAUAAUGAUUAUAAUGAUAAUUAUAAUAAUACAGAAGAAAUAAAAAAUAAUGAAAAAAUAUUUAAAAACAUAUCACACAUGGAUUUUAAAAAUACCACAUCUGAAGAUUCGUAUGAUGAUAUUGAUAAAUCGUGUAAACAUAAAAAGAAUUUUGUAGUUUUAUCAGGUCAAGAAUUAAGAGAUGAAGACAUUUUAUGGAAACCAUGUAUUCACGGACAUUAUAAAAAUUAUAAAAUAAGAAAAAAUAUGGAAACAUUUGAUUUCAAAAAUAAAGAUGAUGAGGAAAAUUAUAAGCAUUUGUGUGCUCACAUUUUAAAUUAUGGAUCACACGCAUUAUCAUCUGAGCCAGAUAAUAAGGAAACAUGUUCUAUUUUGACUGAUUGGAUUAAUGAUAUAGUUUAA